Molecule: messenger RNA, 930 nt
Organism: Cryptomeria japonica (Japanese cedar)
Lineage: Eukaryota; Viridiplantae; Streptophyta; Pinopsida; Cupressales; Cupressaceae
Product: wall-associated receptor kinase 3-like
Exons: 1
Coding region: 1-930 (309 amino acids)
Molecular function (GO): polysaccharide binding
Source: RefSeq, a predicted model, not a curated record
AUGUCGACCUCUAAAAUCAUAUGUAUAGUUCCAUGGAUUUUGCUCUACUCUUCUUCUCAGCUAUUAUUGCUUAAAGCAGAUAAAUGCGUAUGGCCUCAAACAUGCGGAGGUCUCACAUUUCCCUACCCCUUCCGAUUGGACAAAGACACUUGUGGUUUGCCUGGCUUUGAAAUCGUUUGCAAAAGAAAAUCGAGUUCUGACCCUGGAAUCCCUUACCUUCCAACCCUUUCAGGAGAUGUAAAAAUCAAACAUAUCACUUACGAGCACCUGCUGGUUGAGGCCACUAGCUUGUAUGCUUCUCCAUGCAGGAAAGAGGUUAACGUUACAAAUGCUACAACGUUCAACCUUUAUGACAAAGGGCCUUUCUGGAUUUCUGGGCUUAAUAAGUUAUUUGCUGUUGGUUGUAACACCUCUGCCCAAUUUCAGAUGCAUAUGGGCAGUCCGUCCCAAGAGACGCAUUAUUCGGGCUCCUGCACAUCUAAGUGCGGCUAUUCUCCGACACUCUAUGGCAGGCAACUGCCCUCAUGCAAAGACAAUGGGUGUUGUCAAAUGGCGGUUUCUGAUGGUUACAAAAGAAUUAGCCUCGCUGCACGAUUCCACUCUUUCUAUGGAUCGAACAAUUGUAGCAAUUCAGCUUCCGCUAUAGUCGAUGAAGAUAGCUGGGAUUCGAUUUCUAAUUCAACGUCGUUCAAAGCUACGGAGGAUUUUUCAUUGAGGGUGGCCUGGGCUAUUCUGAAUGACACGUGCGUCUCGGCUCCAAGAAAGAGUUCACGCCAGUGUUCUCCAAACGCGGAGUGUGAAAAUAGGAUUUGGGGUUAUGUUUGCAAGUGUAAGGCUGGCUAUGACGGGGAUGGAUACAGCAGCGGCACGGGAUGCAAAGGUAUAAAUAAUUUGUAUAUGUUUUCAGCAUAUAUUUUUCUUGUAAUUUGA